UUUCCAUUCAGUCUGUUGAGGCAGCAGCAGCAGCAGUGUUGUAUGUGGAUCAUUGGCCAGAGGACAGCAGCAGCAGCAGCAGCAGGAGGAGGAUACAUCCCAGAACCAAACUGCCUGAGCAACAUGGUCGUUGUGAGGAUCGCGGCUUGCCUCUGUCUGCUAGUGGGCGUUUCGCUCCAGGUGGACGUGAAAAGUGGCAAAGAGGCAGGAAAAGCCGGGAAUUUCAUGGAAGAUGAGCAAUGGCUGUCCACCAUCUCCCAGUACAGCCGGAAGAUCAAGCACUGGAAUCGCUUCAGAGACGAAGUCGAGGAUGACUACAUCAAAAACAUGGAGGAGAACACUGGUUCUGAUGAAACCGUGGACACCACCAAGGACCCGUGCCAGAAUGUGAAGUGCAGCCGCCAUAAGGUGUGCGUUGCUCAGGGCUACCAGAGGGCCAUGUGUGUCAAUCGCAAGAAACUGGAGCAAAGAGUCAAACAGUCGGGGCAGCUGGAGGCUCAUGAAAGCAGCUGCAAGCCUUGUCCUGUGGUUGCUUCUUCACCUGUGUGCGGCUCUGAUGGACACAACUACGCUUCAGAGUGUAAGUUGGAGCAGCAGGCCUGCCUCACAGGCAAAGACCUGAGCAUCAUGUGUUCUGGAUUCUGCCCCUGCGCCACGACUCCUGUUACCGUCACAAACGCUGACACCAAACGUGGAAACUGCACUGGCCAGGACCUGGCAGACCUGGGUGACCGCCUCAGAGACUGGUUCCAACUCCUUCAUGGCAACGCAAAGCAGAAUAACUCUGGCAAACCUGGAGCUGGCACCGCUUCCGUGCUGGACAAGAGUCUGGUCGCCAGCUGCAAGGACUCCAUCGGCUGGAUGUUCUCGAGGCUGGACACCAACGGCGACCUGUAUCUGGACCAAGCUGAGCUGGCUGCCAUUAAUCUGGACAAGUAUGAAGUCUGCAUCCGACCCUUCUUCAACUCCUGCGACAGCUACAAGGAUGGGAAGGUGUCUACGGCGGAGUGGUGCCUCUGCUUCUGGAGAGAAAAGCCGCCGUGCCUCGCUGAGCUGGAGAGGAUCCAAGUGCAGGAGGCGGCCAAGAAGAAGCCUGGGAUGUACAUUCCCAGCUGCGACGAGGACGGCUACUACAGGAAAGUGCAGUGCGACCAGAGCCGAGGGGAAUGUUGGUGCGUCGACCAGCACGGCGGGGAGAUGAUGGGCACCAGAAUCCAUGGCAACCCCGACUGUGAUGAAGUGGCGGGUUAUUCUGGAGAUUUUGGGAGCGGAGUGGGAUGGGAGGACGAAGAGGAAAAGGAGGCAGAGGAGAACGGGGAGGAGGCGGAGGAGGAGGAAGAGGAGGAGGGCGAGGCAGACGACGGAGGAUACAUCUGGUAGGACUGUCUGAGCCCCCACAGGAGAGCACAGCUGCUGGCCUGAACAUCUGCAGGCACGGGUAGCUCUCUCCUCAAAGCUAAAGAUUUUGGGAUCGGACUGGGGAGGCAUGGAAGAGUCCUGGUGGGAUGUGUAGUGCUGGGGCAGGUCCAGCGAUGACAUGAUGACCAGUUUUUUUCGUCUUAGAUAUGUGUAAUUGCUUCAUUCUAUUCUCUGUUUUUUGAGCAACAGAGCUUUUUUGUUUGUUUGUUUUGCCGUCCUGUAAAAAAAGCGGGACCCACUGACUACUGCGCCGUAGGUAGCUAAAGUCCAUCAGAAUUCCCAUCUAUGCAUAUAGAGAUUACCAGUAAUUUUGUAUUGUGUGAACAGUUGCUUGAGUAUUAGAGAUGCCGCCCCACUGGAACGACUAGAGGUCAGAAAUCAGCAAAUGGUUCGACAUUUUUGGCAAAUAGGCUCGUUUGUUUUUGUGUAGAAGGUGAGAUAAGAGGAUCAAUACCACACUUAAAGACUAGAAAUGGGGAAAUAGCUGCAGGAACAUCUUCAGCUCAACAUCUGAUAUGCUGUUUGUUUGAUUUGCACAAAAAACAAAGUGUAAAAAUGCCAAACCGCAUUGUUUAAAAGUGUUUAAAAGCCAGGCUAUACGGUGCAAGUGAGAGAAACAAUCAGGCACAUGACACCUGUCAAAAUGGAACGAGACAUUUUUAUACUUUUUUUGUAUAAAUGAAACAAGAAUGAUAUAAUUACUACAGUGCGGUGGAGCAUUUAGCAGCUUAAGAGCCAGAUAAUUCCCUCAGGAGCUGAUGGAAACCAACUAAAAAGAGAGUGAAUAUUGGAGUUACAGUCGCCAGAAACACAAUAAUGAUGAAUAAUAAUCUUGCAUUGCUCUGUUUACUCUGUCAGCUGCUUACGUUGUGCUCACAUCUUGUUUUUACAGCCCCAACUGGCCAAAAAAAAAUGAAGUUAUUUCAUGGUGAUAAAUGGCUUCUCGGUGUAGAUCAAAUAAGCAUAUUUGCCAAAACGUCAAACUAUUCCUUUCAAAGCAGUUCAGCACAAUGUGGUUCCGUAUUUCAAAGGCGAUUAUGUACAUAAAUCCGGUGUAAAUGAACUGCGAGGGUUUCAGGUUACUAUGGUUUCGAGCGACCUUUAUGACAACCGCAGCUCAUAGCAGUUUUUAAAUCGUACAUGUUUUAUGAAUUAAGACACACACACAGCUAUAUACAGGACCUGCAUUUCUAGUCGGAUUACUUUUGUGGAAAAAAGAAAAACCCGUAGAAUGUACUGUAACGACACCAACUGCACCCACUGUAGAAACCACGAGCUGCCGUCCUCCGCUAACUCUCAUGUCAGAGAAUGUGCCAUGUUACUUUCUGCGUUUGCAACUUGAAAUUCUGUAUUUUGUGUUUAUACAUAUAAAUAUAUAUAUAAAAAAGGUGUGCAUUACUUGAAGUUCUGUGUGUAUACUUGAACAUUUUUGUUUUUCUAUGAGAAUAUCGUCGUCUUCAUCCAUGCUAUCGAUAGGCCCGGACAUUUUGUUUGUUUUUAGUAUUGCAUGUUAGUAAUUAAGAAUGUACUUCUAGGCUGAGCACUUUACUAAUAAAGGCACUGGAGCCAAGUUGUAUGUUGA
This is a messenger RNA of Acanthochromis polyacanthus (spiny chromis), 3001 nucleotides long. RefSeq names its product SPARC (osteonectin), cwcv and kazal like domains proteoglycan 2. Bases 43 to 1380 code for a protein of 445 amino acids. NCBI's taxonomy places the organism in Eukaryota, Metazoa, Chordata, Actinopteri, Pomacentridae. The record is from RefSeq and is a predicted model, not a curated record. Gene Ontology annotation, molecular function: protein binding; calcium ion binding. The transcript is spliced from 11 exons.